UCAAAGGAGACGCCAUCGACAGGCCGGUGGGUAGAGUUAUGUUAGACCGCUAGUCAGGCACCCGGGGUAUCUUGCAUCCCAACCUUGUAUUAGGCAUAUGACGCGCCGGCAAUCUGCACGGGGCCGGCCUGACUCUCUCCACUCUUCUCCCGACACGUCGCUGUGAGGUGUCCCGGGGGAAUGUCUGGCGAGUCUCACGUCCCGUUCUACGCGGUGGAAAGACCCGUCGAAGAGCCCGGGGCCACUAACAGCACCGCCUAUUUCCAUGCCCCUAACCGUCGUACCGCACUAGGUCCGGGCCUCGCUGACUUUCUUGACGUAAUCGAUCCCGAAGUGUCGACGUUGAACAACGUGACCAACAUUCAGAACUCGCUUUUUGUCCCGUCUCUAGGCAAAUUGAUCAACCGACGUCCAACCUAUCAGCUAUCUAACAACCGUGAUCCCACAGCCCCCCGAGACGAGGAAGGAGAAGGCGAUGAGUUCACCUUCAAGCAUGCCGUGCUCCCCGACGGCGUGUUCCUCGAGGGGUGGAGUGACGGGGAGAAGGCCGAGCUGAACGACUACGUGCGGCAUAUGCUGCACUCGCGACGGUCCAAGUUCAAGCGUAAGAUGAGGGCCUUCGGCAAGUAUGUCAGGAAGCCGCUCGGCUUCCUAGUGACGCUGUACGCGACGCUUAUCACCCUCUUUGGUCUGGCAUGGGUCCUGUUUCUUAUCGGUUGGAUAUACGUUGGCAAGGAGCAGCUCUACGCCAUUAACGUCAUCGACAAUGUCCUCGUAGCCCUGUUCGCCGUCGUUGGCGAUGGCCUCGCGCCUUUCCGCGCUAUCGACACCUACCACAUGGCCUUCAUAGCACACUACCAUCGUCUAACGUGGAAGCUGCGCAGGAAAAGGCACAUGGGAGGCUUGCGAGACAAGAACGACCUGCCGACGAUCCUGGAACCCGAGGCUGCCCAUGAAGAAGUCUCCGUUCUCAUGGCUGAUCAAGAGGCGCGGCUCGUGCAUCACCAGACGAAAUUCGCCAGAUCCCACACCUUUUACAAGCCGCACGAAACGAAAACUCACUACGCAUUCCCGCUGAACCUGCUUGUAGCGAUCGUCGCCCUGCUCGACCUACACUCGUGUCUACAAAUCGCGCUGGGCGCGACGACGUGGGGGAUCGAUUACCACACGCGGCCUAUGGCCAUAACGGCGACGAUCCUGAGCUGCUCUAUUGCGGUCAACAUCACGGCGGGGGUUCUGAUCGGCAUCGGCAGCCGGCGCACGCGCAAGAAGGACGUGGUCGAGCGCCUGUUCCGCCAGGAGCUGACGCGCGAGGCCUUCGGCAAGCUCCGCGUCCGGGGCAAGAAGCAAGGCAACGCCGGGAAGCAGCUCAAGGCGGAGAGGGCCCUCGAGCAGGGGAGGCAGAGCGAGGCGAACGACGGCGAAGGCGAUGGGGCGCUAGUGCGAGAGCAGCCAGCUACGCAGGGGGGCGACGCGAGGGCAGAGGCGGAUGUACGGUAAUUUCGAAGCAUGUGCAUUGGAUAGCACUGAUUUCACUUAAUACCUACCUAUGUAGCAGCUCA
This is a messenger RNA of Durotheca rogersii, 1562 nucleotides long. RefSeq lists its product as uncharacterized. Lineage: Eukaryota; Fungi; Ascomycota; Sordariomycetes; Xylariales; Xylariaceae. Bases 181 to 1500 code for a protein of 439 amino acids. The record is from RefSeq and is a predicted model, not a curated record. The transcript is spliced from 2 exons.